This is a messenger RNA of Micropterus salmoides (largemouth bass), 1833 nucleotides long. Its product is annotated as histone-binding protein N1/N2-like. Gene Ontology annotation, cellular component: nucleoplasm. Gene Ontology annotation, biological process: DNA replication-dependent chromatin assembly; CENP-A containing chromatin assembly. The record is from RefSeq and is a predicted model, not a curated record. Gene Ontology annotation, molecular function: histone binding. The coding region runs from base 161 to 1600 and encodes 479 amino acids. NCBI's taxonomy places the organism in Eukaryota, Metazoa, Chordata, Actinopteri, Centrarchiformes, Centrarchidae. The transcript is spliced from 14 exons.
UUUACGAACCCGGAAAUCAACCGGAAGGGGCAGGAAUAUUUCGCGCCAAAUUGAAACAACAGAGCGGUGUGUCUGAGUGGUGCAAAAGACGCGCAGCAGAGACACGAACCAUCAGACACUACUUUGAACGUUUGAGUUGUUAUUUCUCGGUUAAGCUAACAUGGAGGAGGCCAACAAGCUAAUCGGUACGGGCAAGAAGCACCUGGUUAUGGGGAAAGUGGUGGAGGCGGUGAGCACCUUGCAGGAGGCCUGCGGCAUGCUAGCUAAAAAGUAUGGGGACACAGCAGACGAGUGCGGAGAGGCUUUCUUCUGGUGUGGUAAAGCGCUACUGGAUUUGGCACGGAUGGAGAACUCAGUCCUGGGUAAUGCUCUGGAAGGAGUACCGGAGGAAGAGGAAGAAAAACCCACGGAGUCCAAUGUUGACAGCACAGAAAACAUUGAUGAGAAGACCAGAGAUGAGCUGAGGGUUCAGGUGUAUGACGCCAUGGCAGAAAAGGGAAACGAAGACAUGAAGCAGAGCGAAGAUAAAGAAAAGAACGACGACAUAGAGAAGGCUGAGACUGAUGAGCAACAGGACACGGCAAAGAAAGACGAAGAUGAGGAAAACAAGACCAAUGUUGAUGGAAGCAAGGCUGGUAAUGAGCAACAGGACACUGCAAAGAAAGCGGAAAAUGAGGAAAAGAAAAGCAACAUUGAUGGAAGUAAAUCUGAUGAAAGUGAAGACAAGACGGAAAACGAUAAGGAGGCUGAGAAAGAAUCGGGAGAUGAGGAAGCAGAAGAUGAGGAGGAAGAUGAUGAAAUGGAGGGCGAUGCAGAAGACCAAGUUGAAGGAGAUGGCGCUGCUGAGAAGGACAGUGAGGAUGAGGAGGUGGGAAACCUGCAACUGGCCUGGGAGAUGUUGGAAGUAGCUAAAGUCAUCUACAAAAGGAAAGAGAAUAAGGAGGAUCAACUCAUGUCAGCCCAGACACACUUGAAACUGGGUGAAGUUUCUGCUGAAUCAGGAAAUUACACACAGGCUCUGGAGGAUUUCCAGGAGUGUCUGAAGCUUCAGGUGAAGCACUUGGACUCAGACAGCCGCCUACUUGCUGAGACUCACUACCAGCUUGGUCUGACCUAUAGCUUAAAUCUUCAGUACAGCCCGGCCAUCAAGGAGCUGGAGAGUUCAAUCUCUGUCAUAAAGAGCAGGCUGGGCAAACUGCAGGAGCUGCUAGACAAGGCUGAGGGCCCAGAGGCUCUGCCAGAUGAGAGGAAGGAGAUGGAAGAGCUGAAGGCUCUGCUGCCCGAAAUCCAGGAGAAGGUGGAGGAUGCCACAGAGGGUCUGAAAACAGUGGGCACAGCUGCUGAGGCUAUGAAGGGUGUACAGGAUGGAGGCUCUUCCUCUGCGUCCACUAUGCAGAAUGGUGACUCCUCAUCCAGUUCAAAGGUUAACAGCACGUCAACCAGCGGAGUCAGCUCUACCAAUGGACACGCCUCCACAGCUCCGGUCUCUGACAUCUCCCACCUCGUCAGAAAGAAGAGAAAACCAGAGGAGAGUCCAGUGAAAGAGGGCGAUGUUAAGAAGGUGAAGCCGGAUGCUGCUCAGACUAAAGGAGUUCACUAAGCCAACGGACACAGUUAACAGUAUGGAAGUCGAGAGUCGGUGAUGCUGGACUCCUGCCUGCUUGUUUUCAUCCAUCCAAGAAGGGAUUCACAAACUACCACCGCCACUUCCUUCCAACUGUUGCUACACUUGUUUGCUUCUGUAAAUAUGUGUGUCUUUUUUUCUACUUCUGUUAUGUUGGUGUGUUCACAUAUGUAACCUAUUAAAUUCAAUAAAGAAUAUUAUUUGAUAAA